Messenger RNA from Penicillium odoratum, 2754 nucleotides. Its product is annotated as mRNA-binding protein PUF3. The transcript has 4 exons. The coding region runs from base 1 to 2754 and encodes 917 amino acids. NCBI's taxonomy places the organism in Eukaryota, Fungi, Ascomycota, Eurotiomycetes, Eurotiales, Aspergillaceae. The record is from RefSeq and is a predicted model, not a curated record. Gene Ontology annotation, biological process: nuclear-transcribed mRNA catabolic process, deadenylation-dependent decay. Gene Ontology annotation, cellular component: cytoplasm. Gene Ontology annotation, molecular function: mRNA 3'-UTR binding.
AUGGCUUCUACAAUGGCAGCGAAUGCAUCCAGCGUACACAACGUACGGUCGAAUCGGGGUUCCAACAUGGGUUCGUCAGGCAUGAACAAUGAUCGUUCGCGUGGAUCUCACAGCAACGGGGUUGGGAAAGGAUUCAGUGGCAACAAAUCGAGCUGGAAUAGCAACAUCUGGGGAGACUCCAACCUCGGAGGUGCUUUUGCAGAUGAUCAACAAACCAGUGAUGCUGGAUUUGAAGCCAAGUCCGGCUCGGGUUCCCUGUUAUCGACAUCAGAGUCAGACGGCUGGUCGGGCCGGCCUAACCUUCCAUGGAGCACUGUCAACUCGCAGCUGGCUAUGAAUCAGACUCGCGGCAUGUCAACCUCCCCAAUUCAGACUCGCUCCAAUGACCGGAGUGCCCCACCAUUGAAUGACGCACCAGACGCGUCCUACUUUAACCUGCCACGAACUUCGGGCAUGGCCAACUCUGCCACAACAGUCAGCCACCGGCCGUAUCUGAACUCAGGAUCUGAGGGUGUGUCCCCCUCUGGUGACGGAAUGGCAUUUGGUGGAUUUCCAGCUUUGCGAAAUGGAGAUGGGCGACGACAGAUGAGCACCGCCGGUCUAGGUGGCAGUCCAGUGGGAGCUUCAUUCCCUGUUAAGUCUGGAUUCAAUGGUACGAUGGAGGGACAGCGCUCUGAUGAUAUUUCCAACUCCAUGGGUAUGUCGUCCAUCGCUCAAGGAAUUCCUGAUGGGAUGUCCCCGCCUCCGAGUCGUAGUGGCCUUUCUCACAUGUCUCACAAUUCAGCCUCCUACACCCAACGACCUGUGCACUCCGCAAACCCCUCUUUCUACUCUGAUAACCAGAACAUUGAUGGUCGGUAUGCCGGCGGCUCGAUGGAUCUCUCGGCGGGAUUCAACAAACUUCAAUUGAACGACAAUGGCUACAGCACCCAGGGAAGCGCCCAGCGCCCACAAUUCAUGCCUCACGCCUCGUUCGACAGCUCCCUUACACGGGGAAAGUACCAAACCGAUGAUGGCUACCAAUCCCUGGCUGGUUAUGGUGGGGACAAUGCAGAGAUGCAUCUCCAAUACCACGCACGGGCCCGUGGCGCCGACAAUGGUUCUAUCUCUCCUUCUGAAUAUGCUCGCAUGGAUAGCCCCAUCUACACCGGUCUGGACGUGGCAACCCAGUAUCGUAAUUCCGGUGGUCGUAUGUCCGACAGCCAGGCGGCCGCGUUCGAACGUCGUCUCCGGCUUCAAGAACAGGAACUUGCGCAAGCUCAAGGAGGCUCUGUCCCGCGCAUGCAGAUGCCCGGCUACGAUUACGCGAACUACCAGACUGCUGCCCGCAUCAAUGCCCUCCAAGGAUAUUACCCGAUGGCACAACUCGGCGGUAUUGGUGGAGCCGCAGCCGUUGCGUCUCGCGCGCAGCGUGAGCAAGAUCCAACUCAAGUGGUUCGCAGUGCUCUGCUCGAGGAAUUCCGGGCGAACAGCAAGGGUAACAAGCGCUACGAGCUAAAGGAUAUCUACAACCACGUUGUUGAGUUCAGUGGUGACCAGCAUGGGUCGCGGUUCAUCCAGCAGAAGCUGGAGACCGCUAACAGUGAUGAGAAGGAGCAAGUAUUCCGUGAGAUUCAGCCCAACUGCUUGCAGUUGAUGACUGACGUGUUUGGUAACUACGUUGUGCAGAAAUUGUUCGAACAUGGUAACCAGACUCAGAAGAAGAUCCUCGCCAAUCAAAUGCGGGGUCAUGUUCUAGCUCUUUCCACCCAGAUGUAUGGGUGCCGUGUCGUGCAAAAGGCCCUUGAGCACAUCCUCACUGACCAGCAAGCUGCCAUGGUGAAGGAGCUCGAGAGCCAUGUUCUCAAAUGCGUUCGUGACCAGAAUGGCAACCACGUCAUCCAGAAGGCUAUUGAACGUGUCCCAUCGGAAUACGUUCAGUUCAUCAUCAAUGCCUUCCGCGGCCAGGUGAACCGACUUGCUGCUCACCCUUACGGAUGCCGGGUCAUCCAGAGGAUGCUCGAGCACUGUGAAGAGGUUGACCGCCAAUCUAUCCUUAGCGAACUGCACGCCUGUACUUCCAACCUGAUUCCCGACCAGUUCGGUAACUACGUGAUCCAGCACGUCAUUGAGAAUGGUGACGAAUCGGACCGCAACCGCAUGAUCGUCAUUGUCAUGUCGCAACUAUUGGCUUACUCCAAGCACAAGUUUGCCAGCAAUGUUGUUGAGAAGAGCAUCGAGUUUGGUGACCCCAGCCAGGCUCAGCACAUCAUUUCCACCCUUAUCUCCCCCAAUGAUCGUGGGGAGAGCCCUCUGCUUGGCUUGAUGCGAGACCAGUAUGGCAACUAUGUCAUCCAGAAGGUUCUGGGCCAGCUUAAGGGCGCCGAACGUGAGGCUCUCAUCGAUCAGAUCAAGCCCCUCCUCAGCCAGCUCAAGAAAUUCAGCUAUGGCAAACAGAUCGUGGCGAUUGAGAAGCUCAUCUUCGACCCUAACUCCCCCGCCACCGGUCCGUUGUCUCACACCACGUCGACCACUCCUCCCCACUCCCACAAGUCCUCACCUCAGCCUGCCCAGCGCUCCAUCUCCAGUAUGGGGUCUCCCCGUGCCUUUGUCGGCACGGCCCCGCCUACUCCUCCCCCGACGGACAAUCAGACCACCGUCAAUGACUCCCUUGAUCCCAAGGGGCUUGCUAAGAGCACUGUGACCUCGGUGUCCAGUCCCGAGACGGGUAACACCGGUGUUCCCGUCUCGGUCGAUGUCACCAGUGCUCACUAA